Manihot esculenta (cassava) is the source of this 2057-nucleotide messenger RNA. RefSeq names its product serine/threonine-protein kinase BSK1. Lineage: Eukaryota; Viridiplantae; Streptophyta; Magnoliopsida; Malpighiales; Euphorbiaceae. Gene Ontology annotation, molecular function: protein kinase activity; protein binding; ATP binding. The coding region runs from base 385 to 1914 and encodes 509 amino acids. The record is from RefSeq and is a predicted model, not a curated record. Gene Ontology annotation, biological process: brassinosteroid mediated signaling pathway; protein phosphorylation. The transcript is spliced from 9 exons.
UACCCUUCAAUCCUUCAUCAAGGACAACUCAAUAGGAGAAAAAUAAAAGGAAGGAAAGAAACGGAGAGAAAGAGAUGGAAAGGAAAAAAGAGAGAGAGAGAAAGGAAAGUUGAAAACGCGCAAACGAAGGAAAAAGAAAGCUGCAGCAACUCUGCUUUUCUCUUAGUCGACCUCUCUUUUCUCUCUCUACCUAUAUCCUCUCUCCUAUAACACCCACACGGGCGCUAAGUCAGUGUGGAAACACUAGAUUAAUAAAACCAACCAUAAUAAUUUAAAAGCGCUUUCUCUUUCUUUUCUCCUUCUCUCUAUCCCCUCCCUUAUGGUUUCUCCCUGAGACGGUGUUCAGUGGUGGGAGCCGGCGACUCACGUAACUCGGUACGAGUUAUGGGUUGUUGCCAAUCUUCCUUCUUGCGAGUAUCCGUCUCCCAGGAGAAAGCCUCUAACAACAACUCCCUUCAUCAGGCGCAGAAUCACCACGCUUCUAACCCGUCCAACGGUACCGACGCUGCCUCCGCCGCUUCCGAAGGUUUUCGUGGUUUCACCGAGUUUUCCCUUGCUGACCUAAAAGCUGCCACCAAUAACUUCAGCCCAGAGUUCAUAGUUUCGGAAAGCGGUGAAAAGGCUCCCAAUGUCGUCUAUAAAGGCCGCCUACAGAACCAGGACACUCGCACUUGGAUCGCUGUUAAGAAAUUCGCGAAACUUGCCUGGCCCGAUCCUAAACAAUUCGCUGAUGAGGCACUGGGUGUUGGGAAGUUUAAACACCAGAGGCUAGCUAAUUUGAUUGGGUAUUGCUGUGAUGGGGACGAGAGGUUGCUGGUGGCGGAAUAUAUGCCCAAUGAUACCCUUGCCAAACAUCUAUUUCACUGGGAGAAUCAAACCAUUGAGUGGGCCCUGCGAUUAAGAGUUGCUUUGUACAUUGCUGAAGCAUUAGAUUAUUGUAGUUCUGAAGGUCGUCCAGUGUACCACGAUUUAAAUGCUUAUAGGGUUCUUUUUGAUGAGAAUGGAGAUCCUCGGCUUUCUUGUUUUGGCUUGAUGAAAAAUAGUAGGGAUGGAAAAAGUUACAGCACAAAUCUUGCUUAUACACCCCCUGAAUAUCUAAGAAAUGGAAGAGUCACUCCUGAAAGUGUCAUCUUCAGCUUUGGGACUGUCCUCUUGGAUCUUCUUAGCGGCAAGCACAUCCCUCCUAGUCAUGCUCUUGAUAUGAUACGGGGAAAGAAUAUCCUUCUCUUAAUGGAUUCACAUCUGGAGGGAAACUUUUCAACUGAAGAGGCAACUAUGGUCUUUGAUCUUGCUUCAGAAUGUUUAAAGUAUGAACCUAGAGAGCGGCCAAAUACGAAGGAUCUUGUUGCUACCCUUGCACAACUGCAAAAUAAACCUGAUGUUCCAUCUUAUGUGAUGCUUGGAAUUCCAAAGCACGAGGAAGGACCACCUACUCCAAAACACCCUCUUUCUCCAAUGGGUGAUGCUUGUUCACGGAUGGAUCUGACAGCUAUACAUCAGAUCUUGGUAAUGACGCACUACAAGGAUGAUGAAGGAACUAAUGAGUUAUCCUUCCAAGAGUGGACACAACAGAUGAGAGAGAUGUUGGAAGCCAGAAAACGUGGAGAUGUAGCAUUUCGUGACAAAGAUUUUAAAACAGCUAUAGAAUGUUAUUCCCAGUUUAUAGAUGUGGGAACGAUGAUUUCUCCAACUGUUUAUGCCCGGCGAAGUCUAUGCCAUCUACUAUGCGAUCAACCAGAUGCUGCGCUCCGAGAUGCAAUGCAAGCACAAUGUGUAUACCCUGAAUGGUCCACCGCAUUUUACAUGCAAGCUGUGGCCCUUGCCAAGCUGAACAUGCACAAGGAUGCAGCUGACAUGUUGAAUGAGGCUUCUGCGCUGGAAGAGAAAAGGCAACGUGGAGGGAAAGGUUCUUGAGAAUUCACUCUGUAAUUAUUCUUUUGUACUUGUAGUUGUCCAAUUGUUGUAACAAAAAUGUGGGGCUAGUGUAAUGAGAAUUGGAGAUAUGGUUUCCAUUCAAAAUGUAGCAGAGGGAGAGGGGAGAGAGGAAUAGUUUUGCA